AUGAGUAGCGAAAUAGCCGCCUUCGAAAAUGAGAUCAGGGAGUACAAGUUACAGAUGGAGACAGUCCAACUUGGACUCCAGGCAGACCCAGAUAAUGCAGAUCUUCAUGAACUCAAGGCUGAACUCGAACAAGUCAUUGCCCUCACCGAAGCUACGAUCGCAGAGCUAAAGCCUUCUUCAGCGCCAGCAGUAGUAUCGAAGAAGACACAGGAACCGCCAGUAAAGGAGAAAUGGUCCCGAGAAAAUCACCCCGCCUUCAAGAAGAACGCACCCACCCCAGCAGAAGAACCCGAGAUACCCACGAGCUUCAAAGUAAACGACAUGGUACUGGCGAAAUGGCACUCGGGAGACAAGGGAUUCUAUCCGGCGCGGAUCACAUCAAUCACAGGUUCUUCCACAGCUCCAGUUUAUAUUGUCAAGUUCAAGAGUUAUGACAACACAGAGACUCUGCGAGCCAAGGAUAUCAAGCCCAUCGCCAAUCCGAACAAGCGCAAAGCUGAUGGCACACCAGUCGCUACUGUACAACCAUCACCUCCGGUCAAUUCGAACGUCAUUUCCGCCGCUGCAGACAUCAAUCCAGAGCUUGCCCACCAAACCAAGCGCGAGCCUAGCAAGGUCAGUGACGGUCCCGUUCGGCCAGCCAAGGUCCCCAAGAAGAUCAAGGCAAACAAGGAAUUGGAAGCCGGCAAAUCGAAAUGGCAGGAUUUUGCGGCGAAGGGCAAAUUUGGGAAGGCUGCGAAAAAAGAAAGCAUGUUUCGGACUCCAGAGGGUGUAAAUGGUAGAGUUGGAUUCACGGGUUCCGGUCAAAGCAUGCGGAAAGACCAAACGAGAAGCCGUCACAUCUACCAGAACAACGGAGAAGACGAGUUCUAG
This is a messenger RNA of Drepanopeziza brunnea f. sp. 'multigermtubi' MB_m1, 873 nucleotides long. RefSeq lists its product as uncharacterized. Gene Ontology annotation, cellular component: nucleus. The record is from RefSeq and is a predicted model, not a curated record. Gene Ontology annotation, biological process: negative regulation of transcription by RNA polymerase II. Gene Ontology annotation, molecular function: DNA-binding transcription repressor activity, RNA polymerase II-specific; RNA polymerase II cis-regulatory region sequence-specific DNA binding. NCBI's taxonomy places the organism in Eukaryota, Fungi, Ascomycota, Leotiomycetes, Helotiales, Drepanopezizaceae.